AGCGGCACAGUGAGCGGCACAGUGAGAGGCACAGUGAGAGGCACAGUGAGAGGCACAGUGAGAGGCACAGUGAGAGGCACAGUGAGCCGGUGUGAGGAUGGUGCUCCACCAGACCCUACAGGCAGCUGGCUGUGGGGACCUGUCUGUGCUGCGGGGGCUCGCUGCCUCCGGGGGCGUCUCCCCGGACAUCAUCGACCUCCAGGGCGCGGGGCCUCUGCACCACGCGGCGCGCUGCGGACGUCUGGAGUGCUGCGCCCUCCUGGUGGAGGAGCUGGGGAUGCGGGCCGACCCCCGAGCCCGGAACAGGGCCACCCCUGCCCACGAUGCCGCCGCCACGGGACACGCCCGCGAGUUGGAGUGGCUGGUGGAGCAGGGAGGCUGCAGCCUGGAGGAGAUGGACCCACCAGAGCUCAACAUGUGUGUGGACCGCCAGACAGCCCUGGGAGCCACGCCCCUCUACCUGGCGUGUCAGGAGGGCCGUCUGCACGUGGUGGAGUACCUGGUGAGGGACUGCGGGGCGGAUGUGCAGCGCAGGGCAAGGGACGGCAUGACAGGCCUGCAUGCAGCCGCACGCAUGGGCCACCUGGCACUGGUGGUCUGGCUGGCCAACUUCACAGAGCUGAGUGUCUCCAGUCAGGACCAGGAGGGCGCCACCGCAGUGCACUUCGCCGCCUGCGGGGGGCACCAUCGCGUGCUGGAGAGGCUGCUCCGCAUGGGGGCCGCCCUCACCAGGGACCGCUGGGGAGGAACACCCCUGCACGACGCUGCCGAAAAUGGGGAAUUGGAGUGCUGCAGGAUCCUGUUAGCCAAUCAGGUGGAGGCGUCGGUGCAGGACAUCGAUGGCUUCACUGCAGCUGACCUGGCUGAGUACAACGGGCACUACGACUGUGCCAGCGUCCUGCGCACCGCCGAGAGAUGUCCUUUCGCUGCGGAUCAGCCCGUUGAGGAAACAGACCCCGCAGAGGAGGAAGUGAGGGGGAAGACAGCUGUCUCCUGGCAACCCAGCAAAGGGGACUACUACCAUCGCCUUAGCGACCCACAAAGGGACUGUCACAGCCGUGGUAGAGAUAUGGAGAGCUUAAAGCAACCAGAGUCUGAGGAGCCUCCCCAGGCCAGAUACCCCAGCCCUCCCUCUCUCACACCCGGAAGAACUGGGGACAUUCUUGCAAGACGAAUGAUUCAGUUCCUUCACUCUAACAAAUAUUUCUCUACAUGUAUCUUCAAGUCGGCUCCAGAGACAGCUCAGAUUCAGCCCCGGAAUGUGACGCAAGAUGACAAGAAAGGUUUCCUGGGAGAUAAAAAACUUCUCACUAAUAUGAAAUCCAUGUGUUCUCUGAAGUCAGGGAUCAGUGCAGCACAAGAGCUUGGCAAACCUGCUGAAAAGACAUCUAACAUCCUGCCUCAGAAGAUGAUGCUGGGUGACUCUAAAGGCCUCGUGGGAGAUAAGAAACUCUUGAACAAUAUCAAGUCCAUGACCUCUCUGAAGGAAUCAGGAAUUGGGGGAACCUUCACUGGACAAGUCAGCAAGAUGGUGGUUCUGCCCACGGAGGAGGCCAACCUGUCAGACAUUGACUACCUGGUGCCCACCCAUGACGAGCGUGGCCGGCCCAUCGCAGAGUGGAAGCGGCAGGUGAUGGUGCGCCAGCUGCAGGCCCGGCUGCUGGACGAGGAGGACCAGCGCAGGAAGGAGUCCGGGAGCAGGUAUGCCAAGGUGAGCUGGAGGUACUCCCAGGCCCACAAUGCCAUCCUGGGUCCGUUCGGGGAGCUUCUGACUGAGGAUGAUCUCAUCUACCUGGAGAACCAGAUCCAGAACGUGUCCAUGCAGAAGAACUGCGAGGGCUAUGAGCUGGAGCUGUCCCGCCUGGCCGAGGAGCUCAGGCACAUCCUGCCAGCGCCCAUCGUCAACAUUUCCGUCAACGCGCAGCUCUCGCUGCCGGUGUGGUGCAACCGCAUCUCGGGCAUCGUGAAGAGCAUGUCCUUGCUCAUGACCAACCUGUCGGACCAGCCGUACUGCAAGAUGCCCAACACGGACCUGGUGACGGUGUUCGGUCAGACCCCCGAGCGCCAGACCUCCAACCGGGGCCGUAGGGAGAGCCGCGAGAAGAUCGAGAGCGAGAUCCAACAGUUUGGUGUCUCGGUGAGGAACCUGAAGUCGACCUUUGAGUGCGAGAGCUCGUCUCUGUCUGAGGACACGGCCUGUGAGUCGCCUCUGUCGCCUCCCACGCAUGAGGAGGAGAAGAAGGAGGAGGGAGGGAGGGGGGAGGAGCAGCACAAGGAGCAGAACAGCGACUCGGGUGGAGACUACGAGGAGAACGUGGUGAACGUCAGAGAGACCACCAGCCUGAGGAAGGAGCGCAUCGUGGUCCUGUUCCUCGGCCACUGGAAGAAGUCGGCCUACACCGUGACCCUGAAAAGCAGGGACGCCGCAGAGAGGAAGUCAAGCUCGGACGGCGGCGUGGCCGGGGAGAAGACAGGAGUGGAGCGCAAGCACAGCGCGGAAGGCUCUCCCACCAAGAAGAUGAUGGAGAACAGCUCCAUGGGGCACUUUUUCAAGCAGCGGAGCGCCGUCAACAAGAUGAUGAACAACUGGAGGAACAUGACCUCCACCGUCCCAUCCAGGCAGGUCCGCCGCCUCCACAAACAGCAGGCCCUCUUCUCCCCCGAGCAGUUCCUGCCGCGCGUGGACGGAACCUGUGUGGAGUACGACACCCUGACCCUGGACCUCUUCAUGCUGGGGUACUUCCACAUCCUGGAGCAGGAGCUGUCAGCGGAGGAGAGGAAGGUCAGGCACCUGCUCUGCUUCGAAGUGUUCGACCACCUGGGCCGCUUCACCUGGGAGACGGUCAGGGGCUUCCACAAGGCCGUGGUGCAGGACAUCGAGUCCGGGAACCGGGAGUGGAAAGACGGCUUUGAGGACCUCAAGGUGAAGUUCUUCGGUAAUGCUCCUGAGUCCGAUGGGGAGAGUAAGACGAGCGUGCAGGAGAAACAGUCGCUGCCAGAGGUCAGGAAGAUGCCCAAGGUCUUCGUUCAAACGCCGACCCCUGACGAAAGCAUGCUGAAGACAGGAACGGACAUUUCCAGCUUCAGCAAUGACGAGAUCUGCAAGUACAUCGACCGGAGUUUUGCUUUCUGGAAAGAGAAAGAGGCAGAGAUUUUUGAUUUUGAAUAGUAUUAGUGCUAAUCUGUUUUAUCUUUUUUGAUAUUUUUGUAUAAUUUGUAGUCAGCUGACAUCAAGUUAUUGGAAACGAUGGAUUGAUAGGUGUAUUGUAAAUGUGUCUUUUCUGAGUGUGAAUAUUCAGCUGUUUUUGCAAUGUGUAAGAUAAAAAGCAUCUAGAUAGUGUUCAACAUUUCCAAUCCCUGACAAAGAGGGUAGAGUAAAGAGCUCAACAACUAUGACAAUAAACAAUUAAGAAAAUACUGAAAUGUCAUUU
This is a messenger RNA of Osmerus eperlanus (European smelt), 3431 nucleotides long. It is a transcript of the gene espnla, whose product is annotated as espin like a. Lineage: Eukaryota; Metazoa; Chordata; Actinopteri; Osmeriformes; Osmeridae. Gene Ontology annotation, cellular component: cytoplasm. The record is from RefSeq and is a predicted model, not a curated record. Gene Ontology annotation, biological process: actin filament bundle assembly. Gene Ontology annotation, molecular function: actin filament binding.